AGGAAGAAAGAAAGAGUAGCUGCUACACUACCCUCUGCCCGCUCGCUCGUUCUCUCUCUCUUAAAAUCCCCUUCUCUCAGAAAGCUAAGCCAACCAUAAAAACAGAAAAUUCUAGAGUAGAGAUCAGGUCACCAGAAUCAAGGACAUCGUAGUCAUUUCCCUCAGAUCCAUCCAUUUUCUCUCCCUGAAAGACACAUAGGAAAACCAAGGGGAGACACUCUCCUCUUAUACACAUUCAUACUGUCUGAAAAGGCAAGCGAACAGCUGUUCUUUCUAGUUCAACCAUUCUUAUUUACCUUCUUGGUUUUGUUUUUUUUUUUUUUUAAAUAAUGGAGAGGAGCACUCCGGUUAGGAAACCACACACUUCCACUGCAGAUCUGCUCACGUGGUCCGAGACUCCGCCACCUGAUUCUCCCUCCGUUGGCUCCGCUCCUCGCCCUACUCGGUCCCACCAGCCUUCAGAUGGGAUCAGUAAGGUGGUGUUUGGAGGCCAAGUUACCGAGGAGGAGUUCGAGAGCUUAAAUAAACGGAAACCUUGUUCUGGGUAUAAAAUGAAGGAGAUGACUGGCAGUGGCAUUUUUGCAGCCAAUGGAGAAGAUGAUACUGCCGAAUCUGGCAGUGCCAACCCCAUUCCUAACAGCAAAACAGGAUUGCGAAUGUACCAGCAAGCAAUUGCUGGAAUCAGUCACAUUUCAUUUGCAGAGGAUGAUAGUGUUUCUCCCAAAAAGCCUACUACUCUGCCCGAGGUAGCAAAACAACGGGAGUUAAGUGGAACCUUAGAAAGUGAAUCCGAUGCCAAGUUGAAGAAGCAGAUCUCCGGUGCCAAGUCCAAAGAGCUCAGUGGACAUGACAUCUUUGCACCCCCUCCUGAAAUUUUACCACGGCCGACAACUGUGCGUGCUUUGGCUUUGCAAGAAAGCAUCCAAUUGGGUGAACCGUCUCCGCAUGAUCCUGUUGGAGGUCAGCAGCCUAGCGAGGAAUCAGUAGUGAAGACAGCAAAGAAAAUUAAUAAUCAGAAAUUCAAUGAACUUUCUGGAAAUGACAUAUUCAAAGGUGAUGCUCCUCCAUCAUCUGCGGAGAAACCUCUGAGUGUGGCAAAAUUGCGAGAGAUGAGCGGCAAUGAUAUAUUUGCUGAUGGGAAGGUAGAGUCUCGAGACUUCCUAGGUGGCGUACGCAAGCCCCCUGGCGGCGAGAGCAGCAUUGCCCUGGUUUAAUUUAUUAGGUCUAACCCCGUUAUUUUAUCACGCAGUGUCUGGUUGUGUUCAUUGCUAGUGGGAAUGUGUUCCAAUAUUAUUUUGACCUUGCAUUGUGGGUUUUGGGAAUUAUAUUUUAGGUCUUAACACGCCAAACAGUGUUGUGGACUGUCUGCUAAUUGGUUUGUGUGUCCAUACUCGUGUUUUUUCAGUGCUUGUUUUAGUGAAGUACUUGGGCUGUUGACUAGAUUUCAUUUUGUACUUAGGAUUAUAUUUGCCUUUGUUAAUUGUUUGUGAUUCAUUCUGAUGAA
Populus trichocarpa (black cottonwood) is the source of this 1504-nucleotide messenger RNA. RefSeq lists its product as uncharacterized. The coding region runs from base 330 to 1214 and encodes 294 amino acids. The transcript has 5 exons. Lineage: Eukaryota; Viridiplantae; Streptophyta; Magnoliopsida; Malpighiales; Salicaceae. The record is from RefSeq and is a predicted model, not a curated record.